Molecule: messenger RNA, 918 nt
Organism: Harmonia axyridis
Lineage: Eukaryota; Metazoa; Arthropoda; Insecta; Coleoptera; Coccinellidae
Product: protein mothers against dpp-like
Exons: 1
Coding region: 1-918 (305 amino acids)
Biological process (GO): regulation of transcription by RNA polymerase II; cell differentiation; SMAD protein signal transduction
Cellular component (GO): heteromeric SMAD protein complex
Molecular function (GO): I-SMAD binding; RNA polymerase II cis-regulatory region sequence-specific DNA binding; DNA-binding transcription factor activity, RNA polymerase II-specific
Source: RefSeq, a predicted model, not a curated record
AUGGUAUGCAACAAACCAUACACCAAGGAAGUAAGUAAAUGUGUCACAAUUCCCAGAAGUUUGGAUGGAAGACUCCAAGUUUCCCAUCGUAAAGGAUUACCCCACGUUAUUUAUUGUAAAGUGUGGAGAUGGCCCGAUCUGCAAAGUCACCAUGAGUUAAAGCCAUUGGAACAUUGUCAAUAUCCAUUCUCUGCCAAACACAAGGAAGUCUGCAUCAAUCCUUAUCAUUAUAAGAGAGUGGAAAGCCCAGUUUUACCGCCUGUUUUGGUUCCAAGACAUAAUGACUUUGUACCCGGUCAUUCAUUACUUCCAUUCCAACAACUUGUUGAGCCGAAUAUGCCCCAAAACGUGAGCUAUUCUCAAAAUGGUUUCAAUUCCAAUCAAAUGAGCCCUAGUUCGCCGUUGUCUAAUGUGUCAUCACCCGGAAGUGUUUCAUCUAAUCCCCAAUCACCAUAUGCCAAUCUUGCAGAAACCCCUCCUCCUGCUUAUAGUCCUACAGAUGAAAAUAAUGUAAAUCCAAACAACAAUCAGAAUCCUGAACAAAGUUUAGCCAAUGAUGUCCAACCAGUGGCUUAUCAAGAACAACCAUUCUGGGCCUCCAUAGCUUACUACGAGUUGAAUAGUCGGGUAGGUGAGGUAUUCCAUUGUCAUUCCACCUCAGUUAUAGUGGAUGGAUUCACAAACCCUAGCAACAAUUCCGACAGAUUCUGUCUUGGCCAGUUGAGCAACGUUAAUCGUAACUCUACUAUUGAGAACACUAGGCGACAUAUAGGCAAAGGGGUGCAUCUGUACUAUGUGAAUGGUGAAGUUUAUGCGGAGUGUCUUUCUGAUUCUCCGAUAUUUGUGCAAUCAAGAAAUUGCAACCAUCACCACAAUUUCCAUCCAUCUACUGUCUGCAAAAUACCGGCUUGGUCGUAA